Mercenaria mercenaria is the source of this 4176-nucleotide messenger RNA. RefSeq lists its product as uncharacterized. The transcript has 10 exons. The record is from RefSeq and is a predicted model, not a curated record. The coding region runs from base 137 to 3235 and encodes 1032 amino acids. Gene Ontology annotation, biological process: protein polyubiquitination; proteasome-mediated ubiquitin-dependent protein catabolic process; negative regulation of translation. Gene Ontology annotation, molecular function: translation repressor activity; ubiquitin protein ligase activity. NCBI's taxonomy places the organism in Eukaryota, Metazoa, Mollusca, Bivalvia, Venerida, Veneridae.
UUGUUUGCAUUAAACAGUUUUACAUUUUAUUUAUAAAUAAUAUAAUUUCAAGAUCAAGAUGUGUAUUAACAAGUGGAUAAAUCGCCAAAGGAAGGAGGAUUGAGAACAAUGCGAAAGUGUUAAAGUUUAUCAAAAGAUGGCGGAUAAAUACUACAGGCUUGUAUGUUUUGUUGUGAACCUUUGUCCAGAACCUUUACGAGAAUUUUUCAUCAAGCUUGCCAAUCAAGAUGCGGGGUCUUCUUAUACAACCCUUGAUGCAUAUCUUGCCCACAGGCACCCGGAUGUGAUGGAGCUGAAAAAGAAGAAAAGGAUCAGAGAAGAUCAGUAUCAUUUACUGUAUCCUGGUCAUGGCACCGCUGAUGUUGACCAAUGGGAUGUUACACUUCUUGUUACAUUAAUUACGGAAAUGUUCGCGACGAACAUACAACCACUUGAUAUUUUUCUCAUGAAGAAUGAAAUUCGCGGGAUACGUAACGAGUUGCAGCAUCUCCCAAACACUUCAGAUAUGACUGACAAAGAUUUUGAUAGCUUCUGGGGACGUCUUGUCAAUGCCGCUAUGACUAUAGCAAAGCAGGUGUUUAGUGCAGAGCGUGAAGAAUUGUUUCGAAAGAAAAUUGAAAAUGCAAAAUGCAAUAACCUUCCAAACCUUGGGGAUUCUCUAUGCAAGUGGUUUGAAGAAAUCAUUAAGCAAAUACAAAGCAAUACCAAUGAGACGACUUCAAUUCUUCGGCAAGUGACUGUUCAAAAACCCGGACCUUCAGGUGACAAAAAUAAAAGAAUUAAAACUGCUGAUGGAAUCCUGGCAAAGCUUCAAGCUAGUUUUGAAACAACAAUGAAUGAAUUACCAGAAGAUUUUAGUGCACCUUCAGAAGUUGUCGACAUCCGAACAAAACUUAGAAACAAUCACUACGUUGUUGUCACCGGAAGUUACAAUAGUCGUUAUUUUGAGACAGCACUUGCAGCCAUUAAAGGAAUGGAUUACAAUUACAAACGAUGUGUCGAGAUGCACGAGUCCUCGGACUGGCGCCAUAUCGACCCCGAAGACGUUGGCUUCGUCCUCUGUAGAAAUCCGUUUGGAAGUUUCUCGUAUGAUGAAAACAAAGCUAAAGCUAUGGCAGAUAUAUUCGACAACAUGAAGCAUACAACAAAAGGAGAUGAGAACAAAACUUUAGACCUAGUCAUAGUAACAGACCUGACGGUUCUGGCUGAGUGCAAAAGAUAUCAUGAUCAUGAUAUCCUGGAAGAAAUAGUAAAGGUUUUUGAUGAUACAAGUGAAUCACAACCGGCGGACCUUACGCUGGGGUGUAGAAAUCAGGAUAUGACCUCGAAAUGUUUUCCAGUUGCCAACAACUUGGGAGUACUGACGAGCAACUUCCUGAAGCAGUAUAGCAUCUCCAGCAGUCAAGUAGAUGAAAGCGUAAUUAAAGAGGCAAGACACAAAUUUAAAGCAAAGAAAGCCGUCGUGCUUACUGGGCCAAGAAAAUGCGGAAAAACAUCAGUAGCAGUUGCGUUGGCGUCUUCUUACCAGCCUUCACAAUGUUCGCUUCUUACAGAACCGAACGAUUUUAAGAAAAUUGACUUCCAGAACAUUUGCUUGAUCAUUAUCGAAGAGUUUGCCGGAAAGUACUGUUACGAUGAGAAAGACGUGUAUAAAUGGUACAGUAUGUUUGACCAUAUGUAUAAUGCUAUAACGGCAGGACAGAUGAACGUGAUAAUCACGUGCGAAAAAAGCAAACUGGACAAAUGUUGCACCGAAAUUUCAUCCCAUCCUGUUCUUAACCACAGAGUAGAAAUGUCAGCACGUACCACUGUCAUUAAACAGGAGAUGGUACUUCAGAGUACAGAACAUACUUUAAGCGUCGUGGACAGCCCUGACAGAUCUGUAAAUUAUAGUGCGAUUAUGGACACAAGUCGUACGGGAAUUGCGGGAGCAUUUAACACACAGUAUGGCAAUGGCAAACCGACAACCAUACUGAGAUUGCCACAAGCAGGCACAGCUCAAGACCAAUAUAUCUCCCCUAUAGGAAUACAGGGAUCGGUACAGAACUUCAUGACCAGUAGAAAUCUGUUUCCCAGUACUUGGAACAAUAUUCUUCCAGCACAGGCAUUAUCAACAGAAAGAGGAGAUAUUGUAGACAACUAUGCCGGAUCAACAGAUACAGGUACUAUGGUGGACUCAAGUAGAGGGGGAAUAUCGGGAGCCUUUAACAUGUCGUGUAGAAACGAAACAGAAAAGACAAUAUUGAGAUUGCCAACACCAGACAGAGCGCAGGACUUAACCAUCUCUCGUAUGGGAAUGCCGGCAUCGUUGUUGCAGAACUUUACGACUGUGCCAGCACAAACAGUAUCAAGAGGAGUUGGUACAGGUCCGCUGUUUCAGAUUCAUGGACAUCAAAAAAGAGUAACACAUGACCAGGCAAGAAUUCCAUCUGCACAGAGAUUAACAGGUUCACAUGUAUGGUCAGUCAAGGAUAAAUAUAAGAGUAACAUCCGGGUAAAAGGUGACAGAUAUGAAUGUGAUAUCCAUGGUUGUUGCCUUUUGCCUUCUGGAGAGAUUCUGUUAGCAGACUGCGAUAACGUCAGACUGAAGAAACUUGAUACCAGGUACCAGGUGAUCAGUGUGUGUGAUAUGCCUAUAUCUCCCAAAGAUGUUUGUUAUAUCGGUAACAAUGUAGCUGUAGUAGCACUGUCCAACAAUAAACUGCAGUUUGUAGAUGUAAAGGGAGGUAUGACACUUACCAAGUCUGUUGAUACAGAUCAUAUUUGUUGGGGACUGGCCUAUGGUAAUAACCAGUUAUAUGUUACAGAUCACAGGUCCGUCUAUAUAUACAGUAAAGACGGUAUAAAGCAGCGUAUUCUAUAUACUCAUCAGUCUGGUUAUACUUUCUUCCAAAAUAUUGCACUCAGUGAUGAUGGCAGUUUGAUAUACAUCUCAUACAUGGAUCGUGGACUUGUUACCAUUGACAGUUCAGGAAACCACCUGUACACAUUUACUGAUUCAGAACUCGAUAGAGCCGGUGCAGUUUGUGUAGAUGGUGAAGGUCAUGUCUUGGUAUCUGACGCUUACUCAAACAAGAUACUACAGCUUAGUUCUGAUGGUACGAAGAGACUGGGAAUCAUAUCAUACGGAUCUGAUUACACAUACAUUACACAAACAUUGUGUUUUGAUAAACAAAAUGCAGCCUUGGUAGUAGCUGGCUUUGAUGAUAACAUUAUGGUUUUAAAACUGCAGUGAUAAAACAUAUCUAUUAGUUGACUGUAAAAUGUAUAGAGCAAAUAAAAUUAUUAACUAGAAAGUAAUGUUUAAAGCAUUUUUGAUAGAUCUACAUGUUGAAAUUUCAUUUUGAUUUUGCCUCCUUUUUUGUCCAACAAACUUAUAAAGAUACAUGUACGUACAUGUGUGAAUGUUGUAUAAGAGCAGGUAUUAAAAUGUUUUGAAUUAAUUAUUCGCUGUACGAUUUCUUAUCAUAUGUAGGCAUCUAUACAGCUUAAAUAUCAACAAAGAAAAGGUAAACUCACACACUGCGUGACGUCAUUAAGGAGGUAGGUUUCUUUGUUACCAGGGUAAAUUCAAAUGCAGUUGAACCGCUGCAAUGUUUUGUAUUUCGUGUAAUUUAAUGUUUUAACUGCUUCAAUCUUAAUUUCGUUUAUCUCUGUCCCUUCAAGUACAAAUUUUAUCCAGGUUUGAAGUACAUGACCUUCCAAAGGUAUUUUAUAUUGAAAGAAGAAUAUACGGAUAUUUAACACUUCAGUGUAUUUUGGUUUCAUUGUUAUCCGUAGAAGUCUGCAUAAUUGAUAACUUUACCAGUAUGCGCGUUAGCUGUCUAACAUAAGCUUAAAAUGUAUAUGUCACGGAGUUCGUGUUUCCAUGCUAACGUAUUUUCACUCAUUUUUAAACAACAAUGUAUGAAGACGUUUUUUUUUCGACGGCUUCAGUGCCAUUCUGUUGGAAUAUGUUGGGUAAUAUCAUUAGCAAAAUACCAAGCACUUUACAUUGUACCCUAUUUUUCUUGAACUUUUAAGUAACCAUGGCAGUAGAGAUGUCGUGCACUGCCAUUGAAAUGUCUCAGUUUUACUUUUUCAACAAACUUUAAACCUAUAUCCUUUAUAAAAUCUUGAUGAAUCUUUUAUAGAUAUAAAAUAACUGUUAUCAUGAAAUAAAGUGAUACCUUCGUA